This is a messenger RNA of Chrysoperla carnea, 1260 nucleotides long. It is a transcript of the gene beg, whose product is annotated as probable malonyl-CoA-acyl carrier protein transacylase, mitochondrial. Gene Ontology annotation, molecular function: transferase activity. Bases 77 to 1234 code for a protein of 385 amino acids. The transcript has 3 exons. NCBI's taxonomy places the organism in Eukaryota, Metazoa, Arthropoda, Insecta, Neuroptera, Chrysopidae. The record is from RefSeq and is a predicted model, not a curated record.
AAUUUUAAGGUUAUGUUUUUAUUUAAGAGGGUUAUGUUUAAUUUGAAAUUUUAAAAUAUGAAAAUAAGUUUUUAAAAUGUUUUCAAAAGUAAUCAAAGUUUAUUUUAAGCAGUCGAGUAGAUUAUGUUCAACUAAAUCUAAUAUUAAGAACUUAUUAGAAAAUUCUGCUACUUUUGUUGAUAUUAAACCACAACAUUCAGAACAAGAAUGGGCUACUUUACCUUAUCCAGAAGGUUCAAAACCGAGAGUGCAAGGUGAUUAUGAUCCAAGUUCAAAAAUAAAUCCUGAAGAUACUUCGGUAAUCUUAUUCCCCGGUCAAGGUACUCAAUUUGUUGGAAUGGCUAAAGAUCUGUUAAAAUACCCUAUGGCCAGAGAUUUAUUUGAAUUGGCGAAUCAUACGUUAGGAUUUGAUUUACUUAAAAUAUGCUUAGAAGGCCCUCAAAAAGAAUUAGAUAAAACUGAAAAUUGUCAAUUAGCAGUGGUAGUAACAUCGUUAGCUGCUAUUGAACGGUUAAAAGAGGAACGGCCAAAUGCAAUUGAUAAGUGUGUCGCAACGGCUGGUUUUAGUAUUGGCGAAAUAACAUCGUUAAUAUUCUCUGGGGCAAUUCCUUUUGAAAAAGGUUUAAAAUUAGUUCAAGUACGAGGACAUGCUAUGCAAAUGGCAUGUGAUGAAAUCGAAAGUGGAAUGGCUACUGUUUUUUACGGACCGGAUAGCCGAUUAGGGUAUGCUUGUAAAAGGGCUAAAGAAUGGUGUGUUGAACGUGGAAUUGAAGAUCCAGAAUGUACAAUAGCUAAUUAUUUAUAUCCCCAUUGUAAAGUUGUUGCUGGAAAUUUAGAGGCUUUAAAUUUCUUAGAAAAAAAUUCUAAGGAGUUCAAAUUGAAACGGAUUAAACGAUUGCCAGUUAGCGGAGCUUUUCACACCAAAUUAAUGGAACCUGCUUUAGAACCAUUUCGUAAAGCGUUAAGAAAAAUUAAUAUUGAAGAUCCUAUCAUUAGUGUGUAUUCAAAUGUGGAUGGUAAAAAAUAUAGAAACGCUGAACAUAUUGCGAAACAAUUACCAAAACAGAUUGUGAAACCAGUAAAAUGGGAACAAACUUUACAUGUUAUGUACGAACGUGGUGAAGGAACUCAUUUUCCAAGAACAUUUGAAUGUGGUCCUGGAACAUCUUUGAAAAGUAUAUUAAAACAAGUGAAUGCUAAAGCAUGGGAUAAUUGUAUUAGUAUUAAGGCUUAAUAUUGUGUGUUCAUAUAACAAGUUAG